This is a messenger RNA of Echinostoma caproni, 181 nucleotides long. Lineage: Eukaryota; Metazoa; Platyhelminthes; Trematoda; Plagiorchiida; Echinostomatidae. The record is from the annotation of a GenBank genome assembly.
GAUGAUGAUGAUGAUUCGGAUGAUGAUGAUGAUGAUGAUGAUGACGAUGAUGAUGCAUCGGAUGACGAUGUUGAUGGUGAUUGUGAUGAUGAUGAUGAUGACGAUGAUGUUGAUGAUGAUGAUAAUGAUGGGGAGGAGCAGGAACAAUAAACUCGAUCGCAUGCGGGGUUGCUGGGGAUAA